AAUGACAAAUAAAACCAAAAUACUCAAUUAUAUGAGACCAGCCAUGGCAAUCAUCCCAGAUGUUGCUGAGCCUGAAAGAAGAGUACCAAUAUUUAAUUGAUUUUAGAUCUUAUUUAAAUACAGAGCAUUAUGGACAGCCAUUGCUACUUUAUUAUAUCUAAUUUGUUCUCAAAUUCCACUUUAUGGUAUUUACAAAUCUUCUGCUGGUGAUCCAUUCUAUUGGAUGAGAGUGAUAUUAGCAUCAAAUAGAGGUACCUUAAUGGAAUUAGGUAUUUCACCUAUGGUAACAGCCUCAAUGAUUAUGUAACUCUUAGCAGGUGCUAAAUUAAUUGAUGUUGAUUAAAAUGUCAAGGAAGAUAAAUAACUUUACUCUGGAGCAUAAAAAUGUAAUUAAAUUUGUCUAUCUUAGUAUUGGGAAUCCUUAUUGCUUUUGGAGAAGCUUUUGCUUAUGUUUGGUCAGGAAUGUAUGGAGAUUUAGACAAAUUAGGAGCAGGAAAUGCUAUUCUUAUCAUAAUCCAAUUAGUCUUCUCAGCAAUCGUGAUGAUCAUGAUUGAUGAAUUACUCUCAAAAGGAUAUGGAAUUGGAAAUUCAGGAACUUCAUUAUUUAUUGCUAUUAAUAUAUGUGAAAACAUAAUGUGGAAAGCAUUUUCACCUAUCACUCAUAAAACAUAACUUGGACUUGAAUAUGAAGGAGCUAUCAUUGCCCUUUUACAUGGACUCUUUAUUUAAAGUGAUAAAAUUGCUGCCAUCUAAUCAGCCAUAUUAAGAGACUCUUUACCUAAUCUUACUAGUUUAUUGGCUACUGUCCUUGUGUUUUUGAUUGUCAUUUAUUUCUAAGGAUUCAAAGUAGACAUUCCAAUAAAAAACAAUAAAGUUAGAGGUGGAUUGACAUCAUAUCCAAUUAAAUUGUUUUACACUUCCAAUAUCCCAAUCAUAUUGUAAACUGCUCUUGUUUCAAACCUUUAUUUCCUUUCAUAAAUCCUCUAUAGAAAUUUCAAAGGAAACUUCUUAAUUCGUUUAUUAGGAUAUUGGUAAGAAUUAGAAAAUGGAUAAACUGUCCCUGUUGGUGGAUUAGUCUAUUAUGUAUCUCCACCAAGAUCAAUUUCAGAAGCAAUAUUUGAUCCAAUUCAUACAAUCCUUUACACUGCCUUCAUACUUGGAACUUGUGCAGUCUUUUCCAAAACUUGGAUCGAUGUAUCUGGAUCAUCACCUAAAGAUGUAAUUUAUUAAUAAUAAUUUUUUUAGGUUGCUAAAUAACUAAAAGAAUAAGACAUGUAAAUUGUUGGAUAUAGAGACUCAUCAAUGAAAGAUGUUUUAAAGAGAUACAUUCCAAUUGCAGCUUCAUUUGGUGGUAUGUGUAUUGGAGCACUUACUAUCUUAGCCGAUUUUCUUGGAGCUAUUGGAUCAGGUAAUUACUCCUUUAUAUAUUUUAAUAGGAACUGGUAUAUUGCUCUCUGUCACUAUCAUAUAUGGCUAUUUUGAAACAUUAAAAAAAGAAAAAGAAUAAGGUACAUUAGAAUUGUUUUGAUA
This is a messenger RNA of Paramecium pentaurelia, 1530 nucleotides long. NCBI's taxonomy places the organism in Eukaryota, Ciliophora, Oligohymenophorea, Peniculida, Parameciidae. The record is from the annotation of a GenBank genome assembly.